AUAUGCACCGCGUCUUUUUCAGCUUUUCAUCGCCAAAAAGUCACAAGUAAAUCACGAAUUUGACAAGGAUGAUCUGAGGAAGGGAGACAAAUGCUGCUCUUUUGGGAGCUUAUCGAUGAAGAGAAGAAGACGAAGAAAGAGAUUGAAUUCAGACAAAAGUGACAAUUUUUCGACAUGGAUAUCUCCGAUGAGAAUCUGAAAGGUGUUAUUCUAGCAUUGCUAUCGAGCGGGUUCAUUGGGGCAAGCUUUAUCAUCAAGAAGAAGGGACUCAAAAGAGCAGCUGUAGCUUCGGGUGUCAGGGCUGGUGUUGGUGGGUAUUAUUAUCUCUUGGAGCCACUAUGGUGGUUGGGGAUGAUCACAAUGAUUGUUGGAGAGGUUGCAAACUUUGUUGCAUAUGCAUUUGCCCCAGCAGUUAUAGUCACCCCUCUUGGAGCAUUAAGUAUAAUUGUGAGUGCUAUUUUGGCUCACAUUAUUCUGAAGGAGAAGCUACACCAUCUUGGGAUCUUGGGCUGCGUAAUGUGCAUUGUUGGUUCGGUAAUUAUUGUUAUUCAUGCGCCUAAGGAGCAUCCUAUUGAAUCUGUUACGGAAAUAUGGACUAUGGCUACUCAGCCAGCUUUUCUAGUAUAUUUGUGCUCGGUUGUAGUUUUGGUUUUCAUUCUUGUCUUCCAUUUUGUACCGAGCUGUGGGCAUACCAAUGUGCUAGUUUACACUGGGAUUUGUUCAUUGUCAGGGUCCCUCUCGGUCAUGAGUGUUAAGGCCCUUGGAACUUCUUUGAAAUUAACUUUUGAAGGAAACAAUCAGUUGAUCUACCCAGAGACUUGGUUUUUUAUGUUGAUCGUCGCUAUAUGUGUCGUCACUCAAAUGAAUUAUCUCAACAAGGCUCUUGACACCUUCAACACUGCAGUUGUCUCUCCCAUAUAUUAUGUAAUGUUUACAACACUUACAAUCCUUGCCAGUGUGAUAAUGUUUAAGGAUUGGGAUGGUCAAAGUGGUGGGACUAUUGUGUCAGAUAUAUGUGGCUUUGUUAUAGUGCUUUCUGGCACAAUAUUAUUACAUGCAACCAAGGACUUUGAGAGAACCCCUUCUUUUAGAGAUGGCAACAGCACACCUUUAUCACCUUCAUUAUCAGCAAGACUUUGUAACGGGAAUGCAGAAUUCAUCAGGCAUGAUGAGGAAGACGUGCCACCAUCUGAGAGCAUUUGUUUAAAAAGACAAGAAUUAUACUAGAUGGUUUUAUCUGAGAUCACAAAAGUUCUUGAUUAAUUAACUCUAGUGAAGGCAAAAAAUUGGAUUCUGCAGAACACAGACAUGCCCAUCAGAGGAUAUUAUUCAUUUUUUAUAUGUAAUGAAACAAUAGAAGGAGGUUUUGGGGCCAUAAUGUUCAAAGGAGAAUUUCAGGAUUUUUGUCAUGGAAGUUCGUCCUAGUUUGGAAGAUAAUUCAAGAACUGAUCUGAUGCCUUGAAGGCUGCCUAGUUAUAUGGUACCUGCAGAAUUGCUGGUUUCUGGGAAAUGGCUUGCCAACUUUGACAAUGUGGGAACCUCUCAAUACAAGGAUUGAAGAUUUUGCUUGUGAGAACACAAAACUGUCUUCCAUGUGAUUUAGUUGUGGGUCAAAGCAUCUUUUUUCUUUAAUAUUGUAGUUUUCUUGUUUUAAUAAAAAGAAUUUCAUUGAUUUCAUGAGAUGAAGUAAUGUAGAAGCUUCUUUUUUUUUUUUUUAAAAUCAUUACCCCACUAUUCC
Messenger RNA from Neltuma alba, 1738 nucleotides. Its product is annotated as probable magnesium transporter NIPA4. Gene Ontology annotation, molecular function: magnesium ion transmembrane transporter activity. The transcript has 9 exons. Bases 175 to 1227 code for a protein of 350 amino acids. NCBI's taxonomy places the organism in Eukaryota, Viridiplantae, Streptophyta, Magnoliopsida, Fabales, Fabaceae. The record is from RefSeq and is a predicted model, not a curated record. Gene Ontology annotation, biological process: magnesium ion transport. Gene Ontology annotation, cellular component: membrane.